Messenger RNA from Diprion similis, 1612 nucleotides. RefSeq names its product Bardet-Biedl syndrome 4 protein homolog (gene BBS4). Gene Ontology annotation, molecular function: protein binding. The coding region runs from base 101 to 1474 and encodes 457 amino acids. Lineage: Eukaryota; Metazoa; Arthropoda; Insecta; Hymenoptera; Diprionidae. Gene Ontology annotation, cellular component: ciliary basal body. The record is from RefSeq and is a predicted model, not a curated record. The transcript has 10 exons. Gene Ontology annotation, biological process: cilium assembly; protein localization to cilium.
UUCGAUACUUGUCGUCGCAUACUUACUAACAGCAAUGCUUUCACGACAGCAAGCGAGCGCAUCGAUAUAGUGUAAGACUGAAAACAAGUAUAUUUGUAUAAUGGCUAACAACGUGUUAAGUAACGGACGAAUUCACCAUUCGACGGUCCCACAAAGUUUGAGUAUUGACAGAGGCAAGAAAGUUCCAGAUAUCCCAGCAAUUGAAAGUCGAAACUGGCUAAUCCAUAAACAUUACACACGUCACGAGUACAAAAUCUGCAAGAUACUCCUCGAGGAAGAAUUGAUAAGGUCCAACGGACACAACGAAUAUGCUUCUUACUUGAAGGGGCUCAUACUGAGGAAGGAAGGCAAAGUACAAGACUCGAUGGAUUGCUUCCAAGCUUGUUAUACGGUCAAUACGAGAAACAUCGAAAAUGUGAAGCAAAUAGCCAAGUCGUUAUUUUUAUUAGGAAGUCACAGACGAGCACUCGAGGCGUACCUGGAGGCUGAUAGAAUGUGCGGGUCGCCGGACUGGGAGAUUCUUUAUAAGUUAGGCGAGUGCUAUACUAAAUUGAAUCAGCCGUCGGAGGGAAAGCGUUGCUUGAAACGAGCGAUCGGCUUGACCGCCGAUGAAAGGCCUUACCUAAGCUUGGCCAAGAUUUACGUUGCGGAAGGUCUCGUCGCGGAAGCUGUUCAAGUCUACACGUCCGCUCUCAGCGUCUGUCCAGAGAACAUCGACGUCGCUGUUGAACUCGGUCUCUUGUAUCUCAAGCUCGGAGACACUCAAAGGGCUUUUCAACAAUUCGGACUUGCUCUCGCCCAGCAGCCAAUCUGUCCGGAAGCGCUCUUGCCCAUGGCUUCUGUGAUGCAGGGUCACCAGGAGUACGACGUCGCAAUGUCCAAGUACAGAAUAGCGGCUCAAGAGCAUCCAGAGUCGGUCGCCCUGUGGAACAACAUCGGGAUGUGUUUCUACGGGAAACGUAAAUUUGUAGCAGCGAUCACCUGCUUGAAGAGGGCACACUAUCUGAACCCGCUUUCCCCGUCGUCAGCCUUCAACUUGGGCAUCGUUCUUCUCUCUACUGGACAGCCCGCCUCAGCUGCCAUUUAUCUUUGCAACGCAGCAGCCUCAAGCACAUCCGUAAGCUUGAAACAAGCUGGACAAACUUACAUGCUAUUGGGAGUUGCCCUGAAGCAGCUGGAGGAUUAUGAGGGAGCAGAAAAGGCGAUGACUAAAGCUUACAGCCUAACGCCUCGGGAUCCCUUGGUCUUAGUCAACUUCGCGGUAAUCAUGGAAGCUGGAGGGAAGAGGCAACGUGCUUCCGACCUUCUCGUGGAACUCAGUGACGUGCUUGCAACUGUAAACGACAACCCUUCGCAGUACAGUUCCGAGAUUACUGAGACCGCCCGGAAGUUGUCUUCGAAGUUGGAGCAGACCGAGGAAGAAACUCCUGCAUCAAUAGCGGGAGCUCGAACUCUGAGCGACGACGAGGUUUAAUGUAAUUUGACGGUAUUGGUUGUUCUGAAUACAGUAUUCAAGGCUGAGGAACUCUAACGUGAAUCAAUCGCGAGAAGUUCUGUAAAAACGGUCUGCAAUACAUCAUAAUACAAUUGUUCGGCUGGUGAACUGGAAAUU